Messenger RNA from Calliphora vicina (urban bluebottle blowfly), 2835 nucleotides. RefSeq names its product Pre-mRNA-splicing factor SYF1 fand (gene fand). Gene Ontology annotation, biological process: generation of catalytic spliceosome for first transesterification step; mRNA splicing, via spliceosome. The transcript is spliced from 4 exons. Gene Ontology annotation, molecular function: protein binding. Bases 104 to 2746 code for a protein of 880 amino acids. NCBI's taxonomy places the organism in Eukaryota, Metazoa, Arthropoda, Insecta, Diptera, Calliphoridae. The record is from RefSeq and is a predicted model, not a curated record. Gene Ontology annotation, cellular component: Prp19 complex; post-mRNA release spliceosomal complex; U2-type catalytic step 2 spliceosome.
UGUUUUGCGGCAUCUUCCGAACGAAAUUUUGUUGAAAAUUGUAAAAAUUUCUAAAAAGAAUUAAUGAAAACACAAUAAAUAUAUUGCAAACAAUACCCAAACUAUGGCUAAAACCGAUAGUGGCUCUUUGGCCAUGGAUAUAGAUUUCCCCGAGGAAGAUGUACCCUAUGAAGAGGAAAUUUUGCGUAAUGCUUACUCUGUAAAGCAUUGGUUACGUUACAUUGAUCACAAGGCUAAGGCCCCCAACAAUGCUGUUAAUAUUGUGUAUGAAAGAGCUUUGAAAGAGUUGCCCGGCAGUUAUAAGAUUUGGUACAACUAUUUGCGCACCCGUAGGAAGCAAGUACGUGGCAAAUGUAUUACGGAUGCCAUGUACGAGGAAGUGAACAAUACGUUUGAAAGAGCUUUAGUGUUUAUGCAUAAAAUGCCUCGUAUUUGGAUGGACUAUGGCUCCUUUAUGACUUUGCAAUGUAAGAUUACUCGUACCAGGCACGUUUUCGAUCGCGCCUUGAGAGCUCUUCCCAUUACCCAACAUCAUCGCAUUUGGCCUUUGUAUUUAAAGUUUGUGCAAAAGUAUGAUAUACCGGAAACGGCGGUAAGAAUCUUUAGGCGUUACUUAAAAUUGGCACCAGAUGAUGCCGAGGAGUAUAUCGAGUAUCUGUUGAGUGUGGGACGUUUAGAUGAUGCUGCCCAGCAGCUGGCUAAUAUAGUAGACAAUGAGCAUUUCGUUUCCAGACAUGGUAAAUCCAAUCAUCAGCUUUGGAAUGAGUUGUGCGACUUAAUAUCGAAAAAUCCCGAUAAAGUACAUUCCCUAAAUGUGGAUGCCAUUAUACGAGGUGGUCUGAGGAGAUACACCGAUCAAUUGGGUCAUUUGUGGAAUUGUUUGGCUGAUUACUAUGUGCGUUCUGGUCUCUUUGAUAGAGCACGCGAUAUUUAUGAGGAAGCCAUUCAAACAGUCAGAACUGUGCGUGAUUUUACCCAGGUGUUUGAUGAAUAUGCUCAAUUUGAAGAAUUGUCUUUAAAUAAACGUAUGGAAAUUGUGGCCAACGACCCCACAGCUACUGAGGAAGAUGAUAUUGAUGUGGAAUUGAGAUUGGCUCGCUUUGAACAUCUUAUGGAAAGACGUUUGUUGUUGCUUAACAGUGUGUUGUUGCGUCAAAAUCCUCACAAUGUACAUGAGUGGCAUAAACGUGUGAAAUUGUAUGAAGACAAGCCUCAUGAAAUAAUCAAUACCUACACGGAGGCUGUGCAAACAGUGCAACCUAAACUGGCAGUGGGUAAAUUACACACUUUAUGGAUAGAGUUUGCUAAAUUCUAUGAAUCUAAUGGUCAAGUUGAAGAUGCUCGUGUGGUAUUUGAAAGAGGCACGGAGAUAGAGUAUGUCAAGGUGGAAGAUUUGGCUAGUGUUUGGUGUGAAUGGGCUGAGAUGGAAAUACGCCAGGAGAAUUUCGAAGGAGCUCUUAAACUCAUGCAAAAGGCCACUGUUAUGCCCAAGCGAAAAGUGGCUUAUCAUGAUGACUCGGAAACUGUACAAAUGCGUUUGUACAAGUCUUUAAAAGUGUGGUCCAUGUAUGCUGAUUUGGAGGAAUCAUUUGGCACAUUCAAAACUUGCAAAGCGGUCUAUGAUCGUAUAAUUGAUUUGAAAAUCUGUACCCCACAAAUCAUUAUUAACUAUGGUCUAUUUUUGGAAGAGCACAAUUACUUUGAGGAGGCCUUUAGGGCCUAUGAAAAGGGCAUAGCGCUCUUUAAGUGGCCCAAUGUCUAUGACAUUUGGAAUGCCUACCUCACUAAAUUCCUUAAACGUUAUGGUGGCUCUAAGCUGGAAAGAGCCAGAGAUUUGUUUGAGCAAUGCUUGGAAAAUUGUCCUCCGGAACAUGCGAAAUACUUCUAUUUGCUCUAUGCCAAAUUGGAGGAGGACCAUGGUUUGGCCAGACAUGCAAUGGCGGUAUAUGAUAGAGCCACAAGUGCCGUCAAGCCAGAGGAAAUGUAUGACAUGUAUAAUAUAUUUGUUAAAAAGGCGGCGGAAAUUUAUGGUUUGCCGCGCACCAGAGAAAUCUAUGAAAAGGCCAUUGAAUGUUUGCCCGAGGAAAAUAUGCGUCAUAUGUGUGUGAGAUUUGCAGAAAUGGAAACUAAAUUGGGAGAAAUAGACAGAGCUAGGGCUAUAUAUGCACAUUGUUCACAGGUAUGUGAUCCUCGUAUUACAGCAGAUUUUUGGCAAACUUGGAAAGAAUUCGAGGUUAGACAUGGCAAUGAAGAUACCAUGCGUGAAAUGUUGCGUAUCAAACGUUCGGUACAGGCCACUUACAAUACACAAGUUAAUAUGAUGGCAGCACAAUACAUAGCCAACCAUACUGCUGCUGAUUCCUCAGCUGGCGACGCUAUGCGUAUGUUGGAUGCCAAAGCAGCCGAGGCAAAUAAUCAACAAAAAGAUAAACCUGCACUCAAGCCACAAACUUCCUCAAACAUUAUGUUUGUACGUGGCGAAACACAAGGCGGUUUAGCUAAAGAUAAAGUGGUUAAUCCCGAUGAAAUUGAUAUUGGCGACAGUGAUGAAGAAGACAUGGAUGACGAUGAUGAUGAUGAGGAGAAUAAUGACACUGAAACUAAUGAUGCGCAACAUUCAAAGGCUACACGUAAAGAUGACAAUGAUGUGGUAAUGAAGAAACUGAGAAUAGAACAAAAGUCAAUACCAUCUAAAGUGUUUGGCGGUUUAAAACCUGCUGCUAAUGAAGAGGAGGAUGAUGAUUGAAGAGUGUUAUUAAUGUAAAGAAAGUAGGAAAAGUUGAACAAAAUGUCUUAUCACCGGAAAAUAUAUAAAAGAUUUAUUAUAAAGUGUAA